This is a messenger RNA of Trichogramma pretiosum, 3492 nucleotides long. RefSeq lists its product as uncharacterized. Gene Ontology annotation, biological process: clustering of voltage-gated calcium channels; neuromuscular synaptic transmission; neuron-neuron synaptic transmission. The transcript has 4 exons. The record is from RefSeq and is a predicted model, not a curated record. NCBI's taxonomy places the organism in Eukaryota, Metazoa, Arthropoda, Insecta, Hymenoptera, Trichogrammatidae. Bases 566 to 1984 code for a protein of 472 amino acids. Gene Ontology annotation, cellular component: presynaptic membrane.
CACGUACACACACACACACACACGUAUACGCAUCGAGUGGGUACUAGGCCAGAGUGGGAGCAGGGCACCUAAUAUAUCUAUACAUCACACGAACGAGUGUGCGUAUCCAGUCAGCGAGAGAACGGUAGGACGUUUCGUGCGUGUGUGUGUGUUUGUGUGUGUUGAUGCACGAGAGAGUGAGCGAGAGAGAUAAGAGCACACGUAGACAGAGAUGCGUAGAGAUGUUAAAAGGUACGAAAAGUGGAUGCAGAGUUGAUAAAAGUUAGCGAGUAACCGGGCGCGACUGUCAGUAGAGCUUUAUCCGUCCGCGCUCCAAUAUACGGACAAUACAAAGUACGAGUAACGAGUUGCGAGUGGCCCAUAGUGCGCGCAAUAAUAACGUUCCGACGCCGAGGAAUGUUUGAACGUUGAGGCGCGGAACAUGGCGAGCGACAAGAGCAAAAAGAACCGCAAAAAGUCGCAGCGCAUCUGAUACGCGCGUCCAACGGAAGCUCGGAAAAAGCUCCAAGCAUCAGCAGCAGCAGCAGCAGCGAGGAAAAAUUCUCAACUCCGUGGCCCAUGGUAAAUGGGUAAAAGGAGAGCCGAGUCUCGAGAGUCCAAAGCUGUCAAAGAGAAGGAAAACUACGAAAAUAAGCGAGCGGAAAGAAGCAAGUGCGCCGAGGACGCGGCGGGCCAAGGCGAAGAGGCCGAAGAAAAGGAGGAAGAAGGAGGAGAAGGAAGAGAGCUGAAGAGGAUGGUCGAGCUGCAGAGCGCCUCGAGCGUCGUGGCCGAGGUGGCGGUGGCCGGUGCGGGCUCCUCGAGCGGCCGACUGAGGCUGCACUACUCGAUCCUGAGCCUCCUCGACACGCUGUUCUCGGCCGGCAUAGCCGGGCCGGCGGUCGUGGGCUACUGGCGCGGCACCUGGGGCCUCAGCGGCUACUACAUCUACCCGGACAACCAGCCGCUCAGCAGCCUGGCCUCGAUCCUCAUCGGCAUCUGCGGCCUCUUCGGCUUCGACCUGGCCCAGCACGUGUUCCAGGAGUUCCUGCACCCGGACAAGCACCGGCUGCUCUUCUACCUGGGCUCGCGCCUCUACACCUACGUGUUCGGCCUGUGCUGCGUGAACGCCUGGCGCGGCACUUGGCAGGCGCUCGACCUCUACACGGAGCACACCUUCGGCACCGUCUUCACGGCGACGGCCCUGAGCGCGGCCGCUCUCGCCGUCAUGAAGACUCUGAGGAACAUCUCGGCGCCGCCGUUCGCCGUGAGCCUCGACACCUUCGCCGGUUACUUCGACGUGCCGACGCUCUUUCGCGUCAACAACUCGAGGGACUGGUCACUGUACAUGCUGGACUGCGCCUUCAGCGUCGGCGUGAUCGGCACACUGGUCGUGUUCGUCUGGCGAGGCGCCUGGGUCCUGUUCGACCUCUACCUCUACCCGGACAAUCGCGAGCACUCGGCCCUCGGCUCGCUCGUGCUGGGCUACGGCAUAGUCGUGCUGACGUUCGGUCUGCAGCCGGCGAUGCGAUACGUCUGCGGCAAGCUGCAGGGCCUGGGCCGGCUGGCCGCCGCGGACGCCUUCCUGCUGCUGAGCUUCGUCGGCACGGUGAACGUGUGGCGCGGCAUCUGGAACGUGCUCGACCUGUGGCUGCUGCCCGAGGACCCCAAGCUAUCCUGCUGGAUCACGCAUCUCGGCUGCUUCGUCUUCCUCGUGCUGCUCAACUGCAGCAACUCGGUCCUCGUUCGGGGCGUCUACAUCGACGCCGAGGAGGAGGCCGGCAAGUGCGUCGUCUUUCCCUGCCACUACCUUCGCACCUUCUUCAAGCUCGAACGGGACAAGAAGCUAGCUGCAGUCAAGCGCAAGAAUUUGAUCGUGACCUCGAGGGACCCGAGCGACCCGAGCCCUCUCAAGGAUAAAGAUAUCGAAAACGGAGUUCUGCUCAACACUGGCAUCUCCGUUACCAUCGUUUCUUCGACCAACGUCGACCCGGCGACCAUGUCUUAAACGAGAAGGAUGAAUAAAACGACCAUUGCUCGAUUUACUGCAUUUUCUCGAUCAACUCAACGAUAAAAACAGCUACUAAAUAAUACCGAUAAUCACGUAAGGACCAAAAACCAGCUUCUUAUCUAUGCGUACGUUGAAAUAUCAACGAACGCUUAAAAGAACGUUUUAUAAUUUGGCUAUGAAUGCGCUUAUUAAAGAGCAAAGUGCGCGCAAUCAAAGUGAUACGUACGCCUAUAUUGAGUGCACGUGCAUUACGCGUCUAUCCAAGACAUGUUCGACGCGGUACAUUGCACUAUUUUAAAAUUGCCUAUACGCCUAUAUAAAUAAUAAUAUAUAAUACUUAAAUUACGUUGAGAAAGUGCUUAUUACAUAGAGAAAGAUUGAGAAUAUGCGAAAAUGAAAAGUAGCUGAAACGAACGAGAGCCUCCCGAACUGUCAUAUAAAACAAAAAAGUGAUGAAUAAGUUUAAACAAAAUAUUAAUAGUGCUGUGCUGUGGAUGAAAUAAUUAUUCUGCGCUCAUCGAUGGACGAAUGGAUAACUCGUAUGUACGCAUGAUCUAUAUAAUUACAUAUUUCAUUUAUGAGUUAUAAUAAAUACUUUGUAUAGCUUUAAUUAUGUACGAGUAAUCGCAUUUGUCGUGAAAAACGAGCAACACUUUUUUUUCUUGUACCACAAACUCGUCGAUGGGAAAAGAUCACGCGUCGCGGAUAUCAUUACGAUGGCUGUGAAAACGGAGAUGACUCUACCAAUAAUGAUAUAGUUUAACGUGAGCGAGCUAUAAAAAUUUUUGCCAAAGUUACGAAAAAAUGCCAAACAAUCGUCACUUUUUUUUCUUCGCGUAUUAUGUUAAAAAUUAUUUUUUUAAAGGUAAAUACGCGAAAAAGUCGAUUAAAGUUUUGAAAAGUUCAACGUGCUCGACCAAUGAUAAUGAAUAAAGAAAAAAAGAGACGUUAUCUCUCUCCACGCAGAGAAUAAAUAUCAUUACUAGGUAGGAAGCUCUCAAAGAAAAAUAACACGAAUAUUAUACCUGUAAGUACGAUUUGAAAAGUCAAAACUACGAGUGUCUUUGCUUGCCUGAUGAAUGAAAUAAUAACAACAACAACAUCAAUAAUAAUAAUAAUAAUAAUAAUAAUAAUAAUAAUAACAAUUAUAAUAAUAACAAUGAUGAUGAUAAUAACAGUAAUAAUAAUAAUAACAACUUUGACUUGGCAGAAGAUCGAGCUUCUGUGCUCCUCAGCGAAUUUAUUUGACUGUAUUACCGAUUACUUUUCAUGCCUGUGAGUGCAAGUCUGAGUAUGACGCUUGUUGAAAAUAUUGAAUGUUUUAGCUCGUCGUCUGUGUGCACGUAUAAAUCAAAGAAAAUUAUGUAACUAGCCUACCUAAGGAAGUAUGAGUAUGUUUGCAAGAGAACCAAAAGAUGUCGAUAUUCAUUAUUACUUUUGCCAAUGACAUUAGUCUGAGUGUGUAUGAAUGUAUACACAAUAAACGAUAAAGAAAUAUCUCUUAA